AUGCCUAUCACAGGCGUCUACUUCAUCCCCUCAAACCCAAACGCCUCAACAGCCCUGCAGAUAAUAACAGAGCGUCUGCGCGCCGCCUUCCCAAAUGAAGAACCAACCCCAAUCGGCCGCUGGGGCCUUGAACAAAAGCUCCUACGCGAUACCCCAGGUCUACUCCCCUCUUCAAACUCAAACAAGAAACCCUCAAACCCACGCUACAUGCAAUUCCUCUCCUUAACCCACUACCCAACUCACGGCUUCAUCUACACCUCGGAGCCCGAGAAGCCCAUCCCAGCACCAAACCAAAAUCAAAAUCAAACCCAAGGCGCGCCUGGCCCCGUAAAUGCCAUCGCGCCAGACCACUCCGCCUCCCCACCAAUGAUCAUGACAACUGUCCCCCCUUCCUCAUAUGGAACCCUCUUUCAGCACUUCACCUACGCUUGUCAGCCAUUCUGGAGCCACCGGCUCACCCUCGCUGUCCCGAACGGGAUCGUCUACGAGGUUGGUGACUUCCGCGUGCGUCUUGGUGAUGUGCGGCAGACGUUCCCGACGGCGCGAGUGCGUGGAACUGUUGUUGAGAUUGAGUGGCGUGGUCCGUCGGUUGUAGAGGCUAUUCCCGUGGAUCGGGAGGAUGGGUCGUUUGGUGCUGGUGUUGAUGCUGGGGGUGAGGGUGAUGUGGACGUUGAAGCUGCGGGGAUCAACCUCGAUAGCUCUGCGAUUGAGGAGUCCGACAUCGAUGCCGAGUAUGCGGCGACUGCGUCGUUGAUUCGGGAGUUUUGGGGGAGAUUGGGUGUUGAGGCUCGCGAGGCGAUUCUUAUUCCGAAUGUUGGGAUGGAGGUUAAGGAUCGGCUGAGGAGGUGGAAGAAGGCUGAGUCGUCUGGCAUGGACGCUAGGGUUGAUAGUAGAGUUGAUGGGGCUGGCUCUGUAAUUGGCGAGCGUGCCGAGGAAGAUCCUAAUCCGUGGUCUGGGGCAGAUGUUGCGAGGCAGUUCAUGGAGGUUUUGAGAUUUAAUCGAUAG
This is a messenger RNA of Penicillium psychrosexuale, 1005 nucleotides long. RefSeq lists its product as uncharacterized. The record is from RefSeq and is a predicted model, not a curated record. Lineage: Eukaryota; Fungi; Ascomycota; Eurotiomycetes; Eurotiales; Aspergillaceae. The coding region runs from base 1 to 1005 and encodes 334 amino acids. Gene Ontology annotation, biological process: regulation of transcription by RNA polymerase II. Gene Ontology annotation, cellular component: mediator complex. The transcript has 2 exons. Gene Ontology annotation, molecular function: transcription coregulator activity.